AUGGGCUUCACCAACAUCUUACUGUCGGUGCUGGCAGCCACCAGCAUCUUCAUCGCCACCACGUCCGCGGCGCCAUUCGACAAGGAGUACGUUCCCGUCGUCAAGUCCGCCAUCGACCCAGACUCUGAUAUCAACUUCGCCGCAAUCCCGUGCAACAAGUCCAAUGACCCAACAGCUACAGCCUGCAUGCGUUUCGAAAUUGAGUGGAAGUAUGAUGUCGAUUUCUGCGCCGCCCUCGUCGAGCGAGCGAUAAGAUUACUGCACUACCAGCGCUUCGGUCCUUUCACCUUCACAUGCGACGGCGACGAUGAUGGCAACACCCUCGUUGAGCUGAAGCCAAUCGACGAGGCACACCCUCACUGCGACAAGCGUGCCCGCGAUGACCCUCCCAUGGUUGGCGGUGCCGGUAUGGAGUGCCUUCAUGGCCGCCCUGAUGAUUACUACGUUGUGCACGAGGAUGAUUCGGGUGCCAUUCAAGCACUCCUUGCCGACAACAACCAGAAGCGCGAACUCGAAGCACAAGCACCGUUGGCUCAAACAGACGACCUCCGUGACCACCCCGAGGUCCUCGACGACAUUGAACCCAACACCCAGUCCUGCAAGUCUUGGCCACUCAACGCUGCCUACAGCUCGUACGUUAUCCAGAUCGGUACUAACUGGAACCCGGGGAUCUGCGAUCCUCUAUUCGAGAAAAUCAACGCUCACCGAGACCAAGGCGUCGACGCAGAAUGGAAAUGCCAGUCAGACUGGACCGGUCAUAUUCUGAUAAGCUUCAACACCGCUGGCAGCGACGCUGAGGCUCGAGCCUUAAACAGCGACCUAUCCUGGUUCUUUCCAUCAAUCAACGGGUUCAACUGCGAGGUCUCUGUCCACCAGCAGCCCGUUGACCAGGGUGGCCCACCUGUCGGCAAGCAUGAAAUGCACCGCCGUGACGUGCCCGAAGACGCCGUUGAUCCCAACACACAAUCCUGCAGAUCUUGGAAAAUCGACGCUGCAUUCAGCUGGUACCUCAUCAACAUCGGUGCCAACUGGAACCCAGCAAUCUGCGAUCCUCUCUUCAAGAGACUUAAUGUCCACCGCGAUCAAGGCACCGACGCAAACUGGUCAUGUCAGCCUGAUUGGUCCGGUGGCAUUCUAAUAAGCUUCAAUACCUCCAACAGCGAUGCUGAGGCUCAAGCCAUCAACAGCGACCUGUCUUAUGUCUUUCCAUCAAUCGACGGUGGGUUCAACUGCGGGGCCUCUACCUUCCGUUGGCCCCCUGACUCCGGUGUUCUACAUUUCGGCGAGCAGGAGAAGCAACUUCAGAAGCGUCGAUUUGGUGGCCCACGUCACCCCAUCCCAGUCAACGAUGUGUUGCAGCGAGCCGUCGCCAAAAAGGACCAGAUCAGUGACGAGACCCCGAAGCAGGUUGAGAAGCGUCAAACUUACUACCCAGACGGACCGCUCGAGCCCCAAACUCAGGCCUGCCACACUGUCAACCAUGGCUUUUACAACUGGUAUCUCAUCUCAAUCGGCUGGCCCAUUGACGAGGACCGAUGCAGAGACGCAGGUGCCGCGAUGGACGCUGCUUGGAUCGGUUUCAACGAGUAUAGGUGUUUCGAGGACAUCUACGGCAAUACGCGUAUCACCUUCGAAAUGACGAUCAACAAAGGCGGUAACAUCAACAACUUCCUCCACGAGUACUGGCCUGAGGUCAAUGGCUUCAACUGCCCGGACAACUAG
Fulvia fulva is the source of this 1722-nucleotide messenger RNA. RefSeq lists its product as uncharacterized. Bases 1 to 1722 code for a protein of 573 amino acids. The transcript is spliced from 2 exons. The record is from RefSeq and is a predicted model, not a curated record. Lineage: Eukaryota; Fungi; Ascomycota; Dothideomycetes; Mycosphaerellales; Mycosphaerellaceae.